Molecule: messenger RNA, 1845 nt
Organism: Angiostrongylus costaricensis
Lineage: Eukaryota; Metazoa; Nematoda; Chromadorea; Rhabditida; Metastrongylidae
Source: the annotation of a GenBank genome assembly
AUGCUCAUGUGCCAACCUAACCUUGAACUAACGGAGAACGUCGGACGCAAUACUGAGUUAGAAGAAGAAUCAUUUGAUUCGGUGCCAGCAUUGGUAAACUUCUAUAGAAGCCAUCGACGUCCGAUCACAGUUGCAUCUAGAUGUGUUAUUUUAACGCCCGUUGCACGUGAUCGUGACAAUGAAGGAAGUGUUAAUAGCCUUGAAGUUGAGGCUAGUUACAUGCAUGUUCUCAAGCCAAAUGCGAAUCAAGGAAUUAAUGAGAAAGUUCCAGCAACACCACGGUCACUAUCAAAGCGGGUGCUCCUAAAUCAGACGGCUCUUCGCCAAAACGCCAUAGCUCGUCAGCAACGCCCAAAAUCUAGCAUUAAUCAGCAACAAACGAGCGUAACUCACGAAUCACUACAUGUUCCACCAGUUCCUAUUACUCUUGUGAAUCGUCCACUUCCACUGCCUCUUCGGUCACCAGGAAGUACACAGGAUGACGAAGAAGACUACUCCGAAAUGGACUAUGAUGCUAUGAAUGACAUUCUGGAUGCAUCUUCAAACUCUCGCAAUAACAAGACGCGCAAUACGAGCAUUAAUUCAACAGCAAGUAUCACAUCACGAAGGUUCCAAUCGUGUCAAAAUCUUAGCUAUCGUUCGCACUCACCUAGUUCGACUACUGGUAAAGCCCCCCCACCUCUACCACCUCGACCACCUUUACCUCCUAGACCGAACUUCAAAGUGGAAGCGAGCACUGUUGCUGAUGAAACACUGGGCGAACGCUCGCAACUUGAAAAUGCAAGUGAUGGCGCGUUCGUUGAUUACGACGAACCAAGAACAAAAAUUUUACACAACGACUACGAUAAGCUUAUAAAAGUUUUAUUUUUGUCCUACAGUUACCUUCUACAACAACGUAUGCUCCGGACGUCAAGCGAAAUAGCUUCAGUAAGCGAUCAAGCGAUUGCGACGCUACUGACAAUAGUGUUAGAGCUUCUCGAGAUUCUGGAAUCUAUAGGCGACUCUCCCUCUCCUCCUGGCGAGUAUCAUACCGCUUUGUCACAAGUGCAUCUGAUGCAGCUUAGGCAACUUCUGCUCAACAGUAGACCCGAUGAGAUAUCGUUAGCACUAUCGUAUGAACAUGCUAAGAUUUUGCAUUUUUUGGAGCCUAUUGAGGAAUUGGAAUGCAAAGCGAAUAAUGGAUUACGUUUGGUGUUGCUUCCUAGUGGUUCGUCAUUAAGACAAGAACUUAUCGAGAGAUGUAGUUUGCUACGAUUCACGUGUUUGCUGUCGAUAUUCUCUGGUUCCCGUAAAGACGCCCAUAUUAUUCUGAAGAAAUGGAUUCUUACGGCAGCGUCAUUAGCACGUCAUGGUGAUGCUUUCGCAUUCUCAUGUAUUGCUGGAGCUCUAUCGGGAAAAUCGCUGAAAUGUGUACAGUGGCUUUGGACGUCACUGGAUACAGAAGCGAAAAAAGAACUUGAGAUUGUGCGAAAUAUAAACGAGUCAUUGAUAAAAGGUGAGAGACUUGAGCGUCAAAAUCAUACGACAAUUAUUCCCUUUAUGCAACCAAUCCUUGAAAUCAUGUCCGGAGCAGACUCGAACUAUGUGGAUGAUACGAACUUCGCAACUGAAGUUGGGUUUGAUAUGCUCAUUGCAGAGUCUUUAUGGGCUUGGUUAGAACGUGCCCGUCAAUGGUGCACGAAAGCGGACGAGUCAUGUCGUACGGCUCGUGCUAAAUACAGACGUGCUGAUAGCGGUGUGAUGUCGUCUUCAUUUCUUUCUCGUCUCUUUACCGGUGCUGGUAGUCAUGAAGAUCGCCAACGAGUACUAGAUAGUCUGAUUCAAAAUACUGUCGACGAUUGCUGA